UUUGCAGUGGAAGUCCUGCAGAACUUGUAUGACGAUUAUCUAGCUUAUUGUUUUCUUUGUAUUGAGACAGGGGAUGUAACUUGUUUAGCCACUGUUCCGGUGGACAUGAAAGCAGAAGCCCACUUCAUUGCAAAGGAGGAUGGGGUCAUUGCUGGAAUUUCUUUUGCAGAGAUGAUUUUUAAUGAGGUUGAUCCAUCAUUAAAGGUUGAAUGGUCUCAGAAAGAUGGAAACUAUGUUCACAAAGGCAUGCAGUUUGGCAAAGUAUAUGGACUGUCUUCAUGUAUUCUUCUUGGGCACUUGUUCUUAUUGGGCAAAAAGACAGCGCAGCUAAGACUGUAUUGGGGCUUGAUAGGUGAAGUUCCUCUUGGAAGAGUGCCUUGAGAAAUUACUACUUACAACCUUGUAAGUUGUAACUGACUCAAAAAGACAGCUACUACCACCACUCCUUCAGAUAUGGUCCAUUUAAUUUCCUCACUGCCUAUUUAUUCCAAGGAAUCUUCAACAUGAUGUUAUGUGUUGGAACAACAAUACUUCCACUACAGUUCAUUUAUAGGAUAUCUAUACCUUACCAUCGGACGAGCAGAAUCAAGUUCCAUGCAAGAUGCCAAUUUCUGAUGGAUUUGGUAGUCAAAUAAUAUCAGUUCUCCACCAGGGGUUUGAUACAUGAUCUCUUGGGACCUCCCAACUCAGGUGGAAGACGCUGAUCAUGUCAAUAUACUCUUGCAAAUGCUAAUCCAUAUGGAUGUACUUUCUCAAAAGAACAUAAUAAAACUAUAGACAUGCUGCCACAUCCUUUUUACCACACACAUACACACAAAAAAAUAAAAAUAAAAAUAAAAAUCCCUUGAUUG
This is a messenger RNA of Phoenix dactylifera (date palm), 851 nucleotides long. RefSeq names its product nicotinate-nucleotide pyrophosphorylase [carboxylating], chloroplastic-like. Gene Ontology annotation, molecular function: nicotinate-nucleotide diphosphorylase (carboxylating) activity. The record is from RefSeq and is a predicted model, not a curated record. Gene Ontology annotation, cellular component: cytoplasm. Lineage: Eukaryota; Viridiplantae; Streptophyta; Magnoliopsida; Arecales; Arecaceae. Gene Ontology annotation, biological process: quinolinate catabolic process; NAD+ biosynthetic process.